AUGUUUCGGGAGAUCCUUUCUCUCGGGCCCGCUUACUUGAGCCUCCUUGUUCUUCUCCUCAUCGUCUCUUACUAUGUUUUGAGGACAGCCUAUGUCGACUACCAAAUUAGGAAACUCGGCGCUGUUAGAUCAAUUGUAUUAGCCACGAACCCGCUCAUAGGAUUUCCCUUCUUCAUCGAUGCUGCCAUUAAACAGGGCCAGAACAAGCUGUUGGAAUUUUACGAUGGGCUGUACAAGUCAUCCCCCGCGACGUGCCCCAACUGCGUCGAAAUAUCCAUUUCGGCACAGCACAGGUUCAUCAUGACGAGAGACCCCGACCACGUCAAAACCAUCUUGACAUCCAAGUUCUCAGACUUUGGAAAGGGCGAGCGAUUCCACGAUACGUGGAGCCCGUUUCUAGGCGACAGCAUCUUCACUACUGAUGGCCAAUUGUGGUCAGACAGCCGCGGCCUCAUCCGCCCAAUGUUCAUCAAGGAAAAGGUCCGGGACAUAGAAAUAUUUGAGCGGUGGACCCAGACAUUAAUGACCAAGAUACCCUCGUCGGGGGAGACGGUUGACAUUUGUGAUUUGUUCUAUCGAAUGACACUCGAUGUCACAACCGACUUUCUGCUCGGAACAAGCGUGAACAGUCUUAACAAUCCCAAGCACGAGUUUGUCGACGCCUUCACCGAAGUCCAGCGUGUACAAAUGAUGCUCACGAUACUCGCCCCAUUCCGAUGGUUGGUUCCCAAGCGUCGGUAUAACAAGGGCAUCCGGGUCCUUGAGAGGUUCAUGAAGCCCUACAUCGAGCAGGCACUGGCCCUCCCGCCAUCCGAGCUCGACAAGCUCUCCAAGUCGGACAAGAGCGCCACAUUCUUGCACAGCAUCGCCCGCUAUUCGAGGAACCCCAAGGUCCUUCGCGACCAAAUCAUGGCCAUUCUUCUAGCCGGCCGUGACACGACAGCCGCGACUCUGUCAUGGACCAUCUAUGAGCUUGCGCACUAUCCAGCUAUAUACACCAAGCUGCGUAACGAGAUACUCUCGACUGUUGGAGAGCAUAGAGCACCGACAUAUGAGGAUCUUAAGAAUAUGACUUAUCUAACGCACACACUAAACGAGACUCUGCGGCUCUACCCCGCCGUGCCGUAUAACCUGCGCGCGGCGCUUGAGGACACAACUUUACCGGGGCAGCCGGGCCAGCCCGACAUUGCGGUGUUGAAGAAAGACAUUGUGAUUUAUAGCACCCUGUCGAUGCAGCGCCGUGCGGACCUCUACCCGCCACAGAGUGAGAAAUUUGCCGACCCGGCCGUGUUCAGCCCAGACAGGUGGGACCACUGGACGCCAAAGGCAUGGCAAUACGUUCCAUUCAAUGGAGGCCCCAGGAUCUGCGUGGGCCAAAACUUUGCAAUGACCGAGAUGGCUUUCGCUAUGGUACGCAUUCUCCAAAAGUACGACCGAAUCGAAUAUCGCGGCGAUUGGUAUGCACAGUAUCACAAGGCUGAGAUUGUGGGCUGCCCGGGUGAAGGGGUUCACGUUGCGUUCCAUGAGGCACAGAAGGGCGAUAUGGCUUGA
Messenger RNA from Diaporthe amygdali, 1551 nucleotides. Its product is annotated as cytochrome P450. Lineage: Eukaryota; Fungi; Ascomycota; Sordariomycetes; Diaporthales; Diaporthaceae. The record is from RefSeq and is a predicted model, not a curated record. Bases 1 to 1551 code for a protein of 516 amino acids. The transcript is spliced from 4 exons. Gene Ontology annotation, molecular function: monooxygenase activity; iron ion binding; oxidoreductase activity, acting on paired donors, with incorporation or reduction of molecular oxygen.